Molecule: messenger RNA, 1043 nt
Organism: Branchiostoma floridae (Florida lancelet)
Lineage: Eukaryota; Metazoa; Chordata; Leptocardii; Amphioxiformes; Branchiostomatidae
Source: RefSeq, a predicted model, not a curated record
UAUCCAGGAAUUCUGGCUUCACGUACAUUAAACACAGGAAGUUAACACAGGACAGACAUCUCUACCUGCCAGACCAAAUACACCUAGACCCCAGAAGUGGAACCAAACUACUAGUUGCCGACGUCAAACGCACACUCAAUGCAUCGCCACCUACACCAACAGCGGGCCCGCCACAGCUUCCGACGCCGCGCCCACAACGUGGAUACCGCUCCUCCGACCAACACGCUCACCCAAGGCCUCAAACUGCCGCCACCAAACGUGACAAUGCCAUCCCGACACGAGACUGGUUCAAGAACAGUGUGAAUGCCAUUCCACUUGGAUCGAGGAAGCCUGUCAGUCCUGCUAGUCUGACAUCCAACCGAAACCCUACAACAGGAAGCCGACCUGGUGGAACCCAACAAGUCGUGACCUCACCGAUCACCACGGGAAGCCGGUCUAAUGGAACUCUACAAGUCCCGACUUCACCGAUCGCCACGCUGCAGUUACGACCCACCAAACAGACAGUUCUCCAGUGGAAGCAGAUUGGAAAGCGUUUCCGUAAAGCAUGGGACAUUCUCACAUCUUGAUUUCUGGGACCUUAAAUGAACUUUGAUACCAUCCUUCACAGACAUGUAAAGCCGUAGAGGUAAAGUUAUUCCUUAUCUUCAUACUAUGUUCACUCUCAAUUCUAGAGGAGUUUAUUCUCCUUUUUUUACAACUAUUUCGUAUGCAUAUGUCAUAAUACCGAUCCCAUGUAGAUAUUGUGUACUCCUAUUCAAAUACGGAGGAUGUCAAAAACAUCUGCACUAGUAUUUUCUUCUUGGAAUAUCCAGGGAAGCUGUUGCAAGAAAUUCAAAGAUGACGAAUUUCUUUCAUAUGUAGAAAAUAGCGACAUCAUUUGUGUUCAAGAGACCUGGCUAGACAGUUAUGUAGAUUUAGACUUACCAGGUUAUAGUUUUUUCACUAGCAGUAGAAUUAGAAGUAAAGGGGCUAAACGGAAUUCAGGUGGGGUAGCAGUUAUUUUUAAAAGUUUGUACAGGAGAGGGAUUUCCAAAUUAGUUAGU